AUGGACCGCGGAGCACGGGCGCUUGCCAUGUCCUUGCUGCCAGACCUGGUCCAGUCUUUGCAAAACAGUCUCCCGCAACACGAGGACUGCUUGCUGCGAGACCGCAAGAUGUUUGUGGAGGGACCGCUGGACCUGAUCCUCGCCUGGCUCCGACUGCUCUUGAAGGUACUCACACAAGACCGCCAGAAAAUUCGGCAAGAUAUCUCUGUUCUGACCAGUCUGCUGUGGUCGCUGGCGCACAACGUGCUCUUCGAACCCGCCGGUUCAGCGCCGGUGCUGCAAGAAACGCCAGAUCAUCUUUUUGUGCAGGGUUAUCCUUUCCACAGUGUUCUGGAGAACAUCGAGCAGUGCGCAAGAGAGAGACAUGACAUGUGGCGAAUGACGCAGCAAGUGUCGGAAGGCCUCCUCCAGGCUGGGUGGGCUGUUAGCAAAACACCCUAA
Symbiodinium sp. CCMP2592 is the source of this 441-nucleotide messenger RNA. Lineage: Eukaryota; Dinophyceae; Suessiales; Symbiodiniaceae. The record is from the annotation of a GenBank genome assembly.